CGUGGUGACGUCACGGGGUGAGAGGUCAGGGCGGCGGCGGCGCCCCGGCCCGGUCCCGGUUCCGGUUCCGGCCCGGCCCCGGUCCCGGCCCGCUCAUGGCGGCCCGGCGCCUCCGCGGCGCCCUCCAGCUCGGGGCGCGCCCGCGCCUGCGGGCCGCGGCGGCCCCGCCCGGCAGGCACACGGCCCCGUGCGGGCUCCGGCUGCGGCCGGGCCCCGGGAGCGGCGAGCCCCGAGCGCAGCCCAGCCGCGCCUUCCUCAGCCUCAGCAACCGGCGCAAGGAGUACUCGGAGCGCCGCAUCAUCGGGUACUCCAUGCAGGAGAUGUACGACGUGGUGGCCAACGUGGAGGACUACAAGAGCUUCGUGCCCUGGUGCAAGAAGUCCGUGGUGGUGGCGCGGCGCUCGGGGCACCUCAAGGCGCAGCUGGAGGUGGGGUUCCCCCCCGUGCUGGAGCGCUACACCUCCAUCGUCACCCUGGUGCGGCCCCACCUCGUCAAGGCCGUCUGCACCGACGGGCGCCUCUUCAACCACCUGGAGACCAACUGGCGCUUCAGCCCCGGCAUCCCCGGCUACCCCCGCACCAGCACCGUGGAUUUCUCGAUCUCCUUCGAGUUCCGCUCCCUGCUGCACUCCCAGCUGGCCACCGUGUUCUUCGACGAGGUGGUCAAGCAGAUGGUGGCCGCCUUCGAGCGCCGCGCGGCCAAAAACUUCGGGCCCGAGACCCGCAUCCCCCGGGAGCUGAUGUUCCACGAGGUGCACCAGACGUGAGGGAGGCCGGGCCGGGCACCCCCGGACUGUGCCGGGCCCGCCCCGAGCCCACCCACUCC
Messenger RNA from Passer domesticus (house sparrow), 826 nucleotides. It is a transcript of the gene COQ10A, whose product is annotated as coenzyme Q10A. Gene Ontology annotation, molecular function: ubiquinone binding. Gene Ontology annotation, cellular component: mitochondrion. Gene Ontology annotation, biological process: cellular respiration; ubiquinone biosynthetic process. NCBI's taxonomy places the organism in Eukaryota, Metazoa, Chordata, Aves, Passeriformes, Passeridae. The record is from RefSeq and is a predicted model, not a curated record. Bases 96 to 767 code for a protein of 223 amino acids. The transcript has 5 exons.